GUGGCCUCGGCGGCGGAAGGGGGCGGGGCCUGCGUGGCGCGCUCGGGGCCGCGAUGCUGUUCUAUUCGUUCUUCAAGUCCCUCGUGGGCAAGGACGUGGUGGUGGAGCUCAAGAACGACCUCAGCAUCUGCGGCACGCUGCACUCGGUGGAUCAGUACCUGAACAUCAAACUGACCGACAUCAGCGUCACGGACCCCGAGAAGUACCCGCACAUGCUGUCGGUGAAGAACUGCUUCAUCCGCGGCUCCGUGGUUCGCUACGUGCAGCUGCCCGCGGACGAGGUGGACACGCAGCUGCUGCAGGACGCGGCGCGCAAGGAGGCGCUGCAGCAGAAACAGUGACCCCGAAACCGGGGGGAUUCACCCCAAAAUCGGGGGGGAUUCACCCCAUAAUCUGCUGAGACCCCUCCCCAAAACCUCCUGAAAAUCCGGGGGGAUCCCGCCCAAAAUUGGGGGGAAUUCACCCCAAAAUCGGGGCGGAUUCACCCUGAAAUCCGGGGGGAUCCCUUCCCCGAAAUCGGGGGGAUUCGCCCCAAAAUAUCGGGGGGUUCACCCCAAAAUCUGCAGGGACCCCUCCCCAAAACCUGAACGGGGACCCCUCCUGAAAAUCCAGGGGAUUCACCCCAAAAUCCGGGGGGAUUCACCCCAAAUACCCAGGGGCAUUCACCCAACCCUCC
Messenger RNA from Camarhynchus parvulus, 676 nucleotides. RefSeq names its product LSM2 homolog, U6 small nuclear RNA and mRNA degradation associated (gene LSM2). The transcript has 5 exons. The coding region runs from base 54 to 341 and encodes 95 amino acids. Lineage: Eukaryota; Metazoa; Chordata; Aves; Passeriformes; Thraupidae. Gene Ontology annotation, biological process: mRNA splicing, via spliceosome. Gene Ontology annotation, molecular function: RNA binding. Gene Ontology annotation, cellular component: U4/U6 x U5 tri-snRNP complex; P-body; precatalytic spliceosome. The record is from RefSeq and is a predicted model, not a curated record.